This is a messenger RNA of Tripterygium wilfordii, 414 nucleotides long. Its product is annotated as two-component response regulator 24-like. The record is from RefSeq and is a predicted model, not a curated record. The coding region runs from base 1 to 414 and encodes 137 amino acids. Gene Ontology annotation, biological process: phosphorelay signal transduction system. NCBI's taxonomy places the organism in Eukaryota, Viridiplantae, Streptophyta, Magnoliopsida, Celastrales, Celastraceae. The transcript is spliced from 2 exons.
AUGCCUUCGUCGAUCAGUAAAUCUGCCGCCAAGAUAACAGCAUUGGUGGUGGACGACGACAGGACCAACCGGAUAAUGCACCAAAUGCUCUUGAAAAAGCUUGGCAUAGACAACCAGGUGGUGGUGAAUGGAAAAGAAGCUGUUGAUGCUCAUUCUUCCGGACAAAGCUUUGACCUAAUCUUGAUGGACAUGGAUAUGCCUGUGAUGAAUGGCAUUGAGGCGACAAGGAAGCUUCGAUCCAUGGGUAUUCGCAGCGUGAUUGCAGGCGUAUCCAGUCAUUCAGUGGAAGGAGAAGUGGGAGAAUUUAUUGAAGCAGGGCUCGAUGACUAUCAGCAGAAGCCUUUAACAACUGCUAAGCUCCUUUCUAUCCUUCAUAAGCUGGCCAAGCAGGCUACAAGCCUUUCUUUUUGUUGA